AUGGUACUGUGUGGGCAGCUGAAAGGGGGCAGGGGUUCUGGUCCUCCAAGGGUGAGCCUGAUUGCUGGGGUCAGAAUCACCAAGGUGGACUGGCAGCAUUCAGAAAAUGGUACUGCCCACCACACUCAAGAGUUCCCUAGCUCUGAGCUGGUGGUUCGGAGGGGCCAGUUAUUCACUCUUACCCUGGAGCUGAGUGGAGUCCUGGACAGCGAAGAGGCCCUCAUCUUCACCACGGAGACAGGGCCCCAUGCGUCUGAGGCUCUCCACACCAAAGCUGUAUUCCAGACAGCAGAGCUAGAAAUAAGUGACACCUGGACAGCGGCAAAGGGGGAACAGACAGAGAAUACGAUCACCAUCAGCCUCGGGAGCCCUUCCAAUGCCGUCAUUGGCAGGUACCUGCUGAGUGCCAGGGCCUCUUCCCGCCGGAAACACAGUGACCGAAAGCUGGGCCAGUUUAUUCUCCUGUUCAAUCCCUGGUGCCCAGAGGACGAUGUGUUUCUGGACUCGGAAGAGGAGAGGCAAGAGUACGUGCUUAACGACAGUGGCAUCAUCUUCCGAGGCGUGGAGAAGCACAUCCGAGCCCAGGGCUGGAACUACGGGCAGUUUGAAGAGGACAUCCUGAACAUCUGCCUCUCCAUCCUGGACCGAAGUCCUAGGCACCAGGAUGACCCAGCCACGGAUGUGUCCCGCCGCCAUGACCCUGUCUACGUCACCAGGAUCAUCAGUGCCAUGGUGAACAGCAACAAUGACCGGGGUGUGGUACAAGGCCAGUGGCAGGGCAAAUAUGGCGGUGGCACCAGUCCACUGACCUGGCGUGGCAGCGUGGCCAUCCUGAAGAAGUGGUUUCAGGGCAGGUACAAGCCGGUCAAAUAUGGCCAGUGCUGGGUCUUCGCAGGAGUCAUGUGCACAGUCCUCAGGUGCCUGGGCAUCGCGACCAGGGUGGUGUCCAACUUCAACUCAGCCCAUGACACUGAUGGCAAUCUGAGUGUGGACAAGUAUGUGGACUCUUUUGGCCGGACCCUGGAGGACCUGACAGAAGACAGCAUGUGGAAUUUCCACGUCUGGAAUGAGAGCUGGUUUGCACGACAGGACCUGGGCCCAUCCUAUGAUGGCUGGCAGGUUCUGGAUGCCACGCCCCAAGAGGAGAGUGAAGGCAUGUUCCAGUGUGGCCCGGCCUCAGUCACCGCCAUCCGUGAGGGUGACGUGCAUCUGGCCCACGAUGGCCCCUUCGUCUUUGCUGAGGUCAACGCUGACUACAUCACCUGGCUAUGGCAUGAGGACCAGAGGCGGGAGCGUGUGUACUCGGACACCAAGAAGAUUGGCAGGUGCAUCAGUACCAAGGCCGUAGGCAGCGACUCCCGGGUGGACAUCACAGGCCUCUACAAGUAUCCAGAAGGGUCACGGAAGGAGAGGCAGGUGUACAGCAAAGCAGUGAAGAGACUGCUCAGCGUGGAAGCCUCGGGGAGGAAGAGGCGGGUCCGCAGGGCUGGAGUGCGCGGAGCCUGGCGCGAUGACCUCCUGGAACCUGCCACCCAACCCAGCAUCACUGGCAAGUUCAAAGUACUGGAGCCACCGGUGCUCGGCCAGGACCUGAAGCUGGCCCUGUGCUUGACCAACCUCACCUCCAGGGCCCAGCGGGUCCAAGUCAAUGUGAGUGGUGCCACCAUCCUCUAUACUCGGAAGCCAGUGGCAGAGAUCCUGCGUGAAUCCCACAUGGUGAAGCUCGGGCCACUAGAAGAGAAGAAGAUCCCAGUCACAAUAUCUUACUCUCAGUACAAAGAAGACCUGACAGAGGACAAGAAGAUCCUGCUGGCUGCCAUGUGCCUUGUCAGCAAGGGAGAGAAGCUGCUGGUGGAGAAAGACAUUACUCUGGAGGACUUCAUCACCAUCAAGGUGCUGGGCCCAGCGGUAGUAGGAGUGGCGGUCGCUGUGGAAGUCUUGGUGAUCAACCCCCUCUCGGAGAGCGUAAAGGACUGUGUGCUGAUGGUGGAGGGCAGUGGUCUUCUCCAAGGACAGCUCAGUGUUGAGGUGCCCAGCUUGGAGCCACGGGAGAAGGCCUUGAUCCAAUUCAACAUUACCCCCUGCAAGAGCGGCCCAAGGCAGCUGCAGGUAGACCUUGUCAGCUCACAGUUCCCAGACGUCAAGGGCUUUGUGAUCAUCCAUGUGGCUACAGCCAAGUGA
Molecule: messenger RNA, 2181 nt
Organism: Psammomys obesus (fat sand rat)
Lineage: Eukaryota; Metazoa; Chordata; Mammalia; Rodentia; Muridae
Gene: Tgm6
Product: transglutaminase 6
Exons: 13
Coding region: 1-2181 (726 amino acids)
Biological process (GO): peptide cross-linking
Molecular function (GO): protein-glutamine gamma-glutamyltransferase activity
Source: RefSeq, a predicted model, not a curated record